Symbiodinium sp. CCMP2456 is the source of this 1110-nucleotide messenger RNA. Lineage: Eukaryota; Dinophyceae; Suessiales; Symbiodiniaceae. The record is from the annotation of a GenBank genome assembly.
AUGAUGCUACCUCACUCCGUGACUGUCCCAGAUGGGUUGCUCUCCCGGGCCCCUUCGACGAACGCGCCGGUCUUUCGCCCAGGGCCACAGCCUUCAGCUUGGCCGAAACCGACUCGACGGUCGAAGCUCCUGGAAGUGGGUGCUUUCGUCUUCGUCGCUUUGCGCAGAUUUUCUGGAGGACGCCGCGCUUCGACACCGCGGGGGCGGACCCUCAGCCGACGAGCUUUCCGGAGUGUCUUCGAGUUUUUCAGUGGGGUCGGUGGCAUGCGGCUGUCUUUCAAGGAUGCGGUGCCGGCGAGGGAGCCUUUCCCGACGUGGCGUGCCUUUGAAGUGGACGAGGCUUGUUGCCAGGCAUACUGCGAGCUUUACGGGUCCAAGUAUGUCACUGGAGUGCGUCGAGGCGAGUUGUGGAAGAAGAAGCAAAGGGGCAGCGACGAGCUGUGGCGAUGCUCCAUUGACAGACUCCCUGAUGGGGCCUUCGAUGGUGGAGAUCUCUGGCUUAUGAGCCCGCCGUGCCAGCCCUUCACACGAACCGGAAAGCAAAAGGAUAUUGAGGAUCCUCGUUGCAAAGCUCUGCUUCGAUUGCUUGAGGCGCUCCCUGCAUUGGCGCAUCCUCCUCAGGCUCUUUUGCUCGAGAACGUCCCAGAGUUUCGUGGGUCCCGGGCUCACCAGCGCGUGGUGUCGACGCUCUCAGAGGCUGGCUACGCCACCGAGGAGCACCUGCUAAGCCCCAUCACUUUCGGGUUUCCGAACACCCGGGAGCGGUUCUACUUAAUUGCAGUCCUUGCCGGACAAGACGGCGCAGCUGCGACAGCAGUUGCAGAUCUGCUUCCAAACCUGCCCGCACUUCCUGGCACAGCUACCGCCCGCAUUCCGAUCAGGCCGGUGGAAGCCUUCCUUGAGGAGGCGGCUCCCAGCGAGACACUGCGGGUGCCGGAGAAGCUGCUGGAGCAGGCAUACCGUGAGAACUUCACUCUUGAUCUCGCAGGGAAGGGGACCACGCUUACGAAGACCUUCACCUCGUCCUACGGGAAGGCCGAGUACGGCGGAGCCGGCUUAAGCAAGACAGGGCCGCUGGUAAUGGAGGCUCCAGACUUCCCGGAGGCUGGG